Molecule: messenger RNA, 1415 nt
Organism: Xenopus laevis (African clawed frog)
Lineage: Eukaryota; Metazoa; Chordata; Amphibia; Anura; Pipidae
Gene: cd68.L
Product: macrosialin
Exons: 6
Coding region: 58-1329 (423 amino acids)
Source: RefSeq, a predicted model, not a curated record
AAGUUUGUGUCACAGAGACACAUGACAAGGGAUGUGAGUGAGACAGUGUGAGACAGUAUGAGACAGUCGGGCAGAAGUCACUGUGUGAGUGAGAGCGUGAGGGUCUCUUACCUUCCCAUCAUGAGCUUCCACCGGGCUGUGCUGCUGGGCCUUUGCUUGUGUCUAACUGCCGUGUGUACCGCCGACUCUGGGACCCCCAAUAUGCAUCGCACCCGGGCUCCUUGCUUGUCUUGCCCCCACCACACCACAACCACAACUGCCAGAACCACUCCUAAGCACACAACUACCCUACACACAACUACACACCCUACCACAAUCCCAUAUACCAACCACACCACUACACAACACACAACUCUUCCACACAACCAGACAACUACACCCCCAGUAACUAACCACACAACUACACUCCCAGUUACUAACCACACAACUACACUCCCAGUUACUAAUCACACAACUGCACCCCCAAUUACCAACUACACAACUGCACCCCCAGUUACUAACCACACAACUACACUCCCAGUUACUAACCACACAACUGCACCCCCCAUUACUAAUCACACAACUACACCCCCAGUUACUAACCACACAACUGCACCCCCCAUUACUAACCACACAACUACACCCCCAGUUACCAACCACACAACUACACAAUACACAAGUCAGCACACUAAUCACACAACAAGGCCAUACACCGCACCUACCAACCACUCAACCACACACUAUUCCACCACAGCACCUACAAAUUACACAAGAGUGCCCCCCAGCCCAGAGCCGACACCCUCUGACUUCUCUGUUAACAACACCUCGGGAACGUGCCUGAGACUGACAGCGGUACUGGAGAUCACAGUGAAUGGCACGGAGCGGAUAGUGGUGCCCCCACCCCCCAUGACUACAUCAGAGGGAAAGUGUCAGGAGGAUCAGGUGGAAGUGACACUUGGCUUCCCCCAGGCAACGCUCCAUCUGGCAUUCACAAAGGACUCCACUGACUUCUACCUGAGAGACGUGAACGUGACGCUGCUGGAGAAAGAACCUCAUAACACAUUUGGUGCCAGCGUGAAAGAAAUGGAGGCCCCUUUGGGACACUCCUUCUCCUGUGAAAACGUGACACUGAAGGUGGCCUCUUCAUUAGUGGUCACUGCCUCUAAAGUCAAAGCCCAGGCCUUUAACUUCAAUGGAUUCAACUAUGGACCCGCCAAGAACUGUUAUUUCAAACCCAACAUGACUGUUCCCAUUGUGGUGGGUAUCGUCCUACUGGUGCUGAUCCUGGUGGUGGUUCUGGCUUAUAUCAUUGGCCGCCGUCGGAGAACUGGUGGCUACGAGAUGCUAUAGAUCACUUGGCACAAUGGAAUGAACUACACGAGGGCACAGGUGGGGGGGGGUCUGUAAACUUGAAAUAAAUGUUUGCCACUGAGUGA